Messenger RNA from Lactuca sativa (garden lettuce), 1138 nucleotides. Its product is annotated as coiled-coil protein. The record is from RefSeq and is a predicted model, not a curated record. Gene Ontology annotation, cellular component: nucleus. Gene Ontology annotation, biological process: transcription by RNA polymerase II. Gene Ontology annotation, molecular function: transcription coactivator activity. Lineage: Eukaryota; Viridiplantae; Streptophyta; Magnoliopsida; Asterales; Asteraceae.
GUAACUUUUAGAACAUAAUGAACACGGACUGACACCAACAGAGAAAACCGAUCAAAGAUUUUCUCCAUUUCUCCGAACUGAAGAUAUUAAUCAAAAGAAUUAAGUAGUGGAGGAUUGGAAUCUGUGAUCGGAAAUCGUAACGAUGCCGCCGAAGAAGAUGGGGGUGAACAGCAAAGCGGAGGCUGCUAGGGCACGGAAGAGCGCCACCGAGGCGGAGCGUAAGGAAAAGGACGCGCGUGAGAAGGAGGAAUACUGGCGUGAAGCGGAGGGAGGGAAGUCACGUGCGGCGAAGAAACGCGAAGAGGAGUCGGAGAAGAAAGCCGAGGCUGCUGCUCGGAAGGCGGAGGUGCGGCGGUUGGCUGAGAUUGAGGAGAAAGAGCUCGAGAAGUCUCUUAAGAAGGUUGAUAAGAAAGCGACUAGGGUUUCGAUACCGGUGCCGAAGGUGACCGAGGCGGAGCUGAUUCGGCGGAAGGAGGAGGAGCAGGCGCAGAUCUUGAAGAAGGCGGAGGAGGAAAAACGAAAGCAGAGUCGGACGGCGAAGGAGGAGGAGUAUGAGAAAAUGGUGCUUGUUGAGAAUACUAAUCGGGAUGAUACAGUAAUCGAGGCUAGGUCAGUGGAGGAAGCGAUUGCACAGAUGUCGGUUGCGGAUAGCUUGCCUGUGGAUAAACAUCCUGAGAAAAGGCUUAAAGCUUCGUUUAAGGCUUUUGAAGAAGCUGAGCUUCCCAAUCUGAAAGCUGAAAAGCCUGGCCUAACUCACACUCAGUAUAAGGACAUGAUAUGGAAGCUAUGGAAAAAAUCUCCUGAUAAUCCACUUAACCAGGUUGCAGAGAAAUAGGUCGCUCAAUUUCAACCGAGAUGCAUUAUAUAUUCCUAAUAGAGAGAGAGAGAGAGAGAGAGAGAGAGAGAGAGAGAGAGAGAGAGAGAGAGAGAGGUUGUGGUUUCAUGUAUAGAGGUGAUCAUUUGUGUAUAAGGUAACACCUAAUUUGGAGGUUUUUUUGCCCCUUUUUGUGCUCCCUUAUGCAUUUGUGAUUGUUGUUCUAAAGUUUAAACACUGGUAUGAUCUUGUAUGAACUUUGAACUCAUAUUUCUCUUCUUUUAAUCAAAGUAAUAAUAAUUUCCUUUGUCCAUCUUUAAACAA